AGUUCUGAAGCUGACAUGCUACACAUUGAAGUUGAAGACAUACAAAACCUGUUGUUUGAAGAUGCAAUAUCUAACCGGUGUCUAGAUGCAUAUGUAAAUGAGCUCAUGAAAAACCAUUCUGACGUUGUGCCGAAGUUUGACUUGAAUACUCCAGUACCGAAAUCAUUCAUCUUCAGCAGCUUCUUCCUGGACACGAUCCGAAACAAAGAGCAAAACAAAGUGAAGGCAAUGCUUGGAAAAGUAAUGAGAAAAUCUGUAGGGGCAAGAUUUCUUAUUUUUCCAAUACUCAUUCAAUUCCAUUGGACAUUGCUUGUUCUUGAUAAAGAUGAAGGACGUUGGAAGUUCUACAACUCUCUUAAACGUAGAAGUGCAAAAGAUGAACAUUGUAGUGCAACAAUACUCUUGAGGCAAGUUGUUGCGGCAUAUGUCAACAUUGACCAAAGAGAACCCUGCAGAAGAAGUAUUACUGAUGAAGUGGAGAUUCAGAAAAACUGCCCCCAACAACCAAUGGGAAGGAAAGUAUUGUUUAUAGCUUUUUAUCCAAAAAAACUCCAAAUACUAUUAAUUCACAAUGUUAGUUCCCUAUCUUAAUUAACUGAAUUCUAAAUUCUUGCAGUGUUGAUUGUGCGAUUGUCGUCUUUUCGAUAAUCAAGAAGUAUCUAUCAAAUGAAGAACAAACAAGUAAAAUAACAAAAGAAGAAUGCAGGAAAAUCAGAGCAGACUUGAUACAUUCAUUCGUGCCCUGUUGAGUAUUCUACUGGUGUAUUAAGUCUCACUUGCCCAUUCCUUUUGACUUUUAAUUUUUGAAACUUGCAACUGUUAGCAAGGUUAGAAAGGUUUAAUUUCUUGAACUUUCAACUAUUAGCAUGUGUACUUCUGUUUCAGUGCAACUUUACCAAGGCUUAGUAAGGUUUCAAGUUCUGCAUAUACCUUUUUGUCUCAAGUAUAAAAUGUAAUGUACUAUGUUUGUGUCUGCUC
This is a messenger RNA of Rhododendron vialii, 978 nucleotides long. RefSeq lists its product as uncharacterized. Lineage: Eukaryota; Viridiplantae; Streptophyta; Magnoliopsida; Ericales; Ericaceae. The record is from RefSeq and is a predicted model, not a curated record. Bases 16 to 591 code for a protein of 191 amino acids. Gene Ontology annotation, biological process: proteolysis. Gene Ontology annotation, molecular function: cysteine-type peptidase activity. The transcript has 4 exons.